GGACGGAGUCCUGCCGCAUGACCACGCCCUUGACAAGACGUAGCAGUUUGUUGACCUGCCAAAGCCCACUACACUCCAUCCAGAGUAUCGACAGAUAACAACGAUGGCCACGGCAAAGAAGGUCCGUCUUUCAGUCGCGGAUUCGGGUGUCUUCUCGCACGGGAUCAGAGAGGACACCGCUCGGACGGCGAGUGACCUUCUCCAGGAGGACAUGGAAAAGCACCAUGUGUUCUUCAAUGACUCGGGAUUUCAUAAUCACAUUCCCCACCUUAUCCUAAGUAUGUAUGCUCUCGGAGCUUCGCCGGACGAGAUAAAAGCCGCCUAUGCGAGUAACAAAAGCUACCAGCGCCCAGCACUUCCGGUAGACAACGCGGUGGUUCGAUCUCUACACGAUAAGGAACACUUCGGGAAGUGUCUUGGAAGAGAGAAACACUAUAGUAAUUUCCUCGCAUUCUUCCAGCAGGAGAUUGAUGAGAAAGGCGUGGAAAAGGUUCUUAAUGAGCAUCUCUUCUCCGGGGAUGAGAUCGCAGAGGAUAUGCUGGAGAGGAUGUUUGGGGGCCUUAUUCACCCAUUCAUACACUCCGGCUUUGGAAUUGAGUUCAAUCAACCCGCCAUCGUUGCUGAAGGUCUCGCGCAGACGGCUGUCCAUGAGAAUUGGAUAGGUCCGUUGUUCUUCCGGCCGGUUGAGAAGGCAGCGGGGGGUAUAGGUAACCCAGGGAAGAAGUCAAUGCUGCAGAUUCUGGAGGAGAUCCGUGCGGAUAAAAAAUUGACGGGCUCGUCGCGUUGGGACGAUAGCACUAGGAUGAAGAACGGAGUGCUUAAGAGAGCGCCCGAUGAGAUGAUGAAAUACGCAGCGGAAUUUACCGUAUCUGCUGAUCAGGUGCAGGAGAAAAUUGCCGAGAUCAUCAAUACAGUGGCAUACUAUACCAGUGCUGCUCAACGCCCGGACAAGCAGAUCAAGUUCGAUUUCUUCUUCAUCCAUGGUGUCAACUCGUCUAUCUUUCUCUCGAAGAUCGCCUCGCUCCCGUUUGUAGAGGAGCAUGUCAAGUUGCGACUCCUGGAAUGGACAGGCCGGGUAGAUCUGAUGCUCUACGUGGCCUACGGUGCGCCGAAUCUCCAUCUCGAUGAGAUCACCAGUUAUACGGCGUCGAGGAGCUGGGAGUCGAUCUUCGCAUACAGCACCGCUCAAUCGGGAGACGAUGGACACCUGCCCAAGCUGGUGCGCGCGUUGAAGAAUGGCGAGAGGGUGUGCCGGCCGUUCGAGGCUCAGGCCCAAGAGCGUGGGCUAAAGAUCACGGGUGAUAUGUGGCUUAAAAUUGCAAAUAUGGUGAUGGAUUCGACGCGGGAUCAGCAUGCCUUGUGGGUCAGAGGCGCGGGCUUUGACGAAGCUUGGAAUGAGUUUGGCGGACGAUCUCGGCUUUGAACAUUGACAAUUUGUUUUCGAUGAACGAUGGACGAUGUAUAGUGACUUGGAGGAGGUCCAAAUUGUAUAGUCUGCCUGUACUGUAUGUGUAUGUAAUCCCAGUUUGGUGGGGAUCACGUGGUGAUUGGGAAGGGCGAGUGGGGCGAUCCCCAACAUCGCCGCGGGAGCUCUCAUAAUCAUCU
Messenger RNA from Aspergillus heteromorphus CBS 117.55, 1605 nucleotides. RefSeq names its product questin oxidase family protein. Gene Ontology annotation, molecular function: oxidoreductase activity. The record is from RefSeq and is a predicted model, not a curated record. The transcript is spliced from 6 exons. NCBI's taxonomy places the organism in Eukaryota, Fungi, Ascomycota, Eurotiomycetes, Eurotiales, Aspergillaceae. The coding region runs from base 104 to 1423 and encodes 439 amino acids.